Molecule: messenger RNA, 2016 nt
Organism: Mollisia scopiformis
Lineage: Eukaryota; Fungi; Ascomycota; Leotiomycetes; Helotiales; Mollisiaceae
Exons: 2
Coding region: 1-2016 (671 amino acids)
Biological process (GO): rRNA processing
Cellular component (GO): nucleus
Molecular function (GO): RNA binding
Source: RefSeq, a predicted model, not a curated record
AUGCCGAAACAAAAAGCCCCCAAAGGCGCUGCUUCCGCAGGGGAGAUUACAGAUCCGCGAUUCUCGAACUUCACAACAGACCCUCGAUUCCGACUUCCUUCGAAAAAGAGCGCAAGAACGAAGCUCGAUAAACGGUUCUCGCGCAUGCUGAAGGAUGAUGACUUUUCCAAGACUGCGAAGGUUGAUCGGUACGGCAGAAAGUUGAACAGCGAUUCGAAAAAGAAGGCAUUGGAGAGAUUGUAUGUCCCAGAAGAUGAGGAAGACGAGGAAGAGGCAGAUAUCGAGGUUGAGGACGAUGAUGUAGUGGAGAAGGAAUUGGCACGCGCUGAGGGAUAUGAUCCUGCUAGAGGUGGUGGAUUCUCUUCUUCUGAAGAUGAGGAUGAGGAAGAUGGAGGUGUGGAAAUUGAAGAGGUGGAGGAGGAAUUUCCUGAUAUGCAAGCCGAAUCUGUAGCUGUGGAAAUGGGCGAAAUCACCCCGCGAUUUGCUGUUGUAAAUCUGGAUUGGGACAAUAUUCGUUCUGUGGAUUUGAUGGCUGUCUUUGAGAGUUUUCUCCGACCUGGUGGGAAGAUCCAUAAGAUUUCUAUAUACCCGAGUGAGUUUGGAAAGGAGAGAAUGGAUAGAGAAGAGCUGGAAGGUCCACCGAAAGAGAUAUUUGCCAAGCCUGUUGAGGAGGAGGAACCUGAAGAAGACAGCGAAGACGAUGAAGAAGUCGAAGAGAAAAUCAAGAAGGACUUGCAGAAAGCGGAUGAGGGCAAGGAAUUCGAUGGGGCAGCAUUACGGCAAUACCAAUUGGAACGAUUACGAUAUUACUACGCUGUGGUCGAAUGCUCGGACAAUGAUACUGCGCAGAAGAUAUACGAAGCCACAGAUGGCACAGAAUACCUCUCUUCUGCAAACUUCUUCGAUCUGCGAUUCAUUCCUGACGGUGUCGAAUUCGAUGACAAGCCGAGAGACGAAUGUGGUAGUGUUCCUGGAGGCUACAGACCUACAGAGUUCGUUACGGAUGCUUUACAACACUCGAAAGUCAAGCUCACAUGGGACACGAAUCCGGAAGAGGCUGUACGGAAAGAUGCAAUCAAGCGGGCGUUCAGUGGAAGUCGAGCAGAGAUUGGAGAGAACGAUCUACGGGCGUACUUGGGCAGUGAUUCGGAAGAAGAUGAAGAGGACGAGGCCGCUGAAGCAGAUGCACCAACAUUAUCGAAGAAGGAGCUGGCUAGGCAGAAGAUGCGAGCAGCAUUAGGACUUGCAGACGAACCCGUCAAGCCAUCGAAGAAGUCAGGUCCUGUUGGGGAUAUGGAAGUCACAUUCACGGCUGGUCUGUCUUCAAAGGAGAAGGGCAGUGUAUUUGAGAACGAGCCUAUUGUGGAGACUACUGCUGAACGAUACGUUCGGCUCGAGAGGGAGAGGAAAGCACGGAGAAAAGAGAAAGCCAAGGCAAAGCGUGAAGGUCGGGAUCCAGAUGCUGAGGUUGAGGAGGCGGCUGAGGAUAAGGACCUUGGUUUUGACGAUCCAUUCUUUGCUACAGAUGAGGCUGUGAAGGAGAAAGCUUCCAAAUCUCAACGCAAAGAAGAUCGCCUCAAGAAGCGUGCAGCAAAGGCAGCUGAAGCUGCAGAGAAAGCGUCGAAUCGUGCUGAGCUCGAGCUCCUGAUGGCAGACAAUGGGACUGAGCCAGCAGCAAAUCUCGACCAUUUCGAUAUCAACGAGAUUGCUCGAGCCGAAAAGGCCAAGAAGAAAAAAGGCAAGAAGUCGAAGGAGAUCGAGACAGGCAAGAGAGGUGGUCUUCAAGAAGGAUUCGAGAUGGAUGUGGGUGAUAGCCGGUUCAGUAAACUGUUUGAGAGUCAUGAGUUUGCAAUUGAUCCAAGUAAUCCGAAGUUCAAGGGUACUGAAGGGAUGAAGAAGCUUCUUGAGGAGGGUCGGAAGAAGAGGGGCGUUGAGGGCGAGGUUGAACCUGUCGAGAAGAGGAGUAAGAAGCGGAAGGAUACAGAGCAUGUGUCAAAUUUUGAUUGUCCGUCCUGA